AUGCGUAUCGGCCUAAAAUGUUCAUCAAAGUCAACGCGACGCUCGACGUUUUGACAGUCAUGGCAAAGUUUGACAGUCAAGAUCAUCAGCAUCUGCGCUAUAAUCCACUGCGAGAUGAUUGGGUUCUUGUCUGUCCGCAUCGCAUGAAGCGACCAUGGGCAGGCCAUGUGGAGAAACCAGAAGAGGAAACUAUUCCUCGGCAUGACCGGAAGAACCCACUCUGCCCUGGAAACACUCGUCCUAAUGGCAUGGUGAACCCAGACUAUGACAGUACAUUCCUCUUCACAAAUGAUUUCCCGGCACUGUUAGAGGAAGGACCCGCACCAGAUGAGUCUGAUGACCCAUUGUUCCGAUGUGCCGAGGCCAAGGGGACAUGUAAAGUGAUGUGUUUCCAUCCCUGGUCAGACAUCACCCUCCCUAUCAUGUCCUUAACAGAAAUCAGAGUAGUGAUUGACAAAUGGGCGGAGAUCAACUCUGACAUUGGCAAGCAGUUUUCCUGGGUCCAGAUAUUUGAGAACCGUGGUGCCAUCAUGGGUUGCUCGAACCCUCACCCUCACUGCCAGGUGUGGGCCAGCUCCUUUCUACCCAACGAACCCACGGUGAAACAUCGCACCCAGCGGGAAUACAUGGAAAAGCACCAGUCUAAUAUGCUGCUCGAUUAUGUACACAGGGAACUGGAGCGCAAAGAGCGUGUAGUGUUGGAGAAUGCAGACUGGGUGUGGUUGGUGCCCUACUGGGCUGUCUGGCCGUAUGAGACCUUGCUGAUCCCCAAAACACACGUCCUACGCAUUGAAGACCUUACAGACAUACAGCGACAGUCUUUAGCAGAGAUAACUAAGCAGCUGCUCACCAAGUAUGACAACUUGUUUGAAGUGUCGUUUCCAUACUCCAUGGGAUGGGCAGGUGCCCCGACUGGGAAGUAUCUUUCAGAGGACUGCAGUUUCUGGCAGCUGCAUGCCGUGUACUACCCUCCCCUCCUGCGAUCGGCCUCUGUCAAGAAGUUCAUGGUUGGCUAUGAGAUGAUGGCCACGGUGCAGAGAGACCUCACUGCAGAGCAGGCAGCCCAGAAAUUAAAAGAUCUGCCAGACGUUCAUUACAAACAAAGGGCCCAUUCAACUGACAGCUGUCACCCAGACUGAUACAGGACAAUGUGUUUUUUAUGAAGAAUAUGUGUUUGGAUAUGAUUGAGACACUUACUGUACACAAUGUAUGAUGCAUUAUAGUGGUACUGUGUGCUAACUGGGAAAAAACGAAUUUUAAGUAUCUAUUUUUUUAUCAGAUUUUAUGUUGCAUUAAACGUUCUUUUUUAGCUCACCUGAGCACAAUCGCCUUUUGUCCAUCAUGCAUUGUGGGGCAUCAAUAUUUGCCUUGUUAAUACUCUAGAGGCCACAUUUAUUGUUGGAUCUUCAUGAAAUUUGGUCAGAAGAUUUGUGCAAGUGUUAUAUUGGACAAGUUUGAAAAUGGUUUCGGUUGGUUAAAAAACAUGGCCAGCAGGGGCAUUUUUCCAUAUAUGACUAUGGUAAAAACUUGUUAACACUGUUACAGUCACAUUUAUUGUCCAAUCUUUAUGAAACUUGGUCUGAAUAUUUGUUCUAAUGAUAUCUUGGAUGAGUUUGAAAAUGGUUCCUAUAGUUGAAAAAACAUGGCCACCAGGUGUCGGGGAAUUUAUCCUGAUAUGGCCAUAGUAAAAUCUUGUUAGCACACUGAAAGUUACAUUUACAAUUCAUUAAUCAUGAUACUUGGUCAGAACGUAUGUUCUAUUAUUAUACUUCACUUUUAUUCACAAUGCUUAAUUCCCAUAGGCCAUCGUGACAAAGAAAUACUGUCAGACCCAGGGGGAAAAAAUUUACUGUCCAAAAAUUACUGUCGCCCGCUACCUUAGCAAUUACUUGCGGAAUGACGUCACUUUGAUUGUCCGAGCACUGUUUAUGAAUGAAGAAGACAUCAUUUGAUUUUCUUUGUUGUGGUGACGUCCAGUUUUCUCCGAAAAGUGGAGGACUUUCGGUUAAUAUAAUUCUCAUUUAUAACCUUUAAAUAGUGGAUAACUUAUUAAUGAAAUCAUGUUAGAAUCGAAAAAAUCAACGUUUGAAACAAUAACAUUGAAGAAAAUUGUUUGAAGUUAAUACUAUGUGACUGUAAGACUUAGAAAACACUUUACGAGACAUACUUAAUACUGUUUAACUAUUGAAUUUUUAUUUUUUGUGAUAAGAAAUUGACUGUGUUAACCAGUGUGUUUUUAUUAUUGUUAUCAAAAUAUUAACUGUUGUUCAUAGCUGAAAUUAAAUACAAUUAUUGAAUAUUAAAAUUGUUAAUAGUUUAUAUAAAUUAUUCAUGUUUGAAUAGUUUUUUCUUCAUAAUAAAAUAAAUAUUACAUGGCUGACAGGGUAACAGUAAAUUUGUCAACUUUCGAAAAAAUACUGUCAACUGAGACGAAGCCGAGGUAUUUCCUCAAGUUGACAAAUUUACUGUCACCCUGACAGCCAUGUAAUAUUUAUAUAAUGAUAUCUUGGGCUGCACAGAACAGGUCAGUUCCUUUUUUUUCUCAGGUGAGAGACUUUGUGCCUUUCAGGUUCUCUUCUUUUAAAGACUACUGCCAACUUCAGUAAGAAGUUAAUUGUUAAAUAAGGUUCAGACAUUUAUAUAGAUAACUAUCACACAAAUCAGCAGCAUGGUGUAGUUCUAUAGUCCUUGCACAUAAAUUAUGUGAAAUCGAAUUUAUAAUUAUAGUUUUAUUUUUUCAGCUUUACGUUUGCUAUUUCCUCAUUUUGUCAAAAUGGUUGCUAUAGUAAAAAGUUGCAGUUUUACAUCUUUUCUUGUUUAGGCAUCUACACCAUAAGUCAUAUCAUCAUCUAGCACAUUACCAAAUGACUGUUGUUGAUGGUGUUAUCAUUAUGCAGCAGAAUAGUUGUUAAAGUUCGGAAUCUCAGUUGUGUUUUAAUUCAUGUCGGAAAUCCACUUGAUCUUAUAUGUUGAUUUGUUUCUUUUGUCAAAUAUUUGGUCUCACACAUGUUUAGGAACCGUAUGUCUUUAUGUUAUGUUUUAACAACUGUAUUGUAUCAUUCUAUUGAUUGUACAGUGUUAAUUGCUUAUCUAACAUUUGUUUCAAUUUUAAUUUUAUGUUGUUUUGUGUUGUUUUACCUUUUUAUUUGGAUUUCAACAAUAAACAAUAUUUUUUUCA
Messenger RNA from Dreissena polymorpha, 3178 nucleotides. Its product is annotated as galactose-1-phosphate uridylyltransferase-like. Gene Ontology annotation, biological process: beta-D-galactose catabolic process via UDP-galactose, Leloir pathway. Gene Ontology annotation, molecular function: zinc ion binding; UDP-glucose:hexose-1-phosphate uridylyltransferase activity. The transcript is spliced from 9 exons. The coding region runs from base 18 to 1139 and encodes 373 amino acids. The record is from RefSeq and is a predicted model, not a curated record. Gene Ontology annotation, cellular component: cytoplasm. Lineage: Eukaryota; Metazoa; Mollusca; Bivalvia; Myida; Dreissenidae.